Molecule: messenger RNA, 2994 nt
Organism: Candidula unifasciata
Lineage: Eukaryota; Metazoa; Mollusca; Gastropoda; Stylommatophora; Geomitridae
Source: the annotation of a GenBank genome assembly
AUGGCAAAACAAGGCAACUCAGAAGAAUGGAAGAAAUUAGCAAAAUUCCAAGAAGAGCUUGCCAAACAAGAAGAGAAUGUAGAGAGUAAAAUAGAAAGAUUGUGCAUGCUGGAGGAGGAAAAAGAACAAUUUGAAGAGGAGAAGGGCAUCUUCUACAGAGAAAAAGAGUGCUUGAGGGAAGCUGAGAGGGAUUUGAAGAGAGCAAAAGAAACUUUCAGACAAGAAAAAUUUAAAGCAUGUCAGGAACUAGAACAAGAUGGAGAAAGUGACAUAAUUAAAAGAAAACAAAUGUUGAAAGAGGAAGAGGAAAGGCUACACGAGCAACGGGAGCACCUCAGAAAACUCCAGGAGAAGUUUCAUCAAGAAAAAGAAGCUUUCAGUCAAAGAAAAUCAGAAGAUCAGGCAAGAGAAAUACUGAUAGUAGAUCAAGAAGCACUGACCAGGGAAAUGAUAAAUGAAAAAACAGCAUUUCUUCAGCAAGAACAUGCACGACUUCUGAGAGAACAGGAAAUUCUUGAAAGAAAGAACAUAGAUCUUCACGAAGAACAUGAGCAACUAAACAAAGAUCUUGAUGAGAGAGAAGCAAUGCAUCAGAAAGAAAAAGAAGUAUUCCAGCAUGAAAAGGAGACACUUGAAGAACAGAUAGCAGUUUUUCAAGAAGAGCAAACAGUUUUCCAGAAAGAACAAAAAUCAUUUAAAGAGAGGAGUGUAGCUUUUGAACAGAAGCAAGAAAGACUUGAAAAGGAGGAAGAAAUUAUUGCGCAGAAUAUUAUAUUAGUUCAAACACAAGAAGAAAGACUUCAGACAGAAAAAGAAAUGCUAGAAAAGACAAUUGCUGCUUUUCAGAAAGAGCAAGAGGACUUUCAGACAAAGGUUCACAUUUUUGAAAAAAAUAAUGGAGCUUUUCAAGAAAUGCAAGGCAGAUUGCACAAAGAGUUAGAAAUAUUUGAAAAGGAAAGAAUGACUCUUCAAAGCGAAAAAGAGAAAUUCCAGAAAGAAAAGGAACUUGAGAAAAAGUGCAUUCUGUUUCAGGAGGAUCAAAGAAGAUUGCAGAUCGAGAAGUCAGCACUCGAGGAUGCAGUUAGUGGUUUACAAGAACAACACUCAAGAUGCCAGGAAGACAUGAAUAUAUUUCAGGAUGACAAACUUCGGCAGGAAAAACACGAAAGACAUUCACACGACAAAGAAUCACAGGGUACAGAACAGACUGCAACAGAUCCUCAGACGAGUGCUGCAACAGAUCCUGAUUUGAGUGCAGCAACAGAUCCUGAUUUGAGUGCAGCAACUGAUCCUCAGAUGAGUGCGGUAACUGAUCCUCAGAUGAGUGCUGAAGAGCUUAUGUUGGUGCUGGAGAGAGUGGAAGAUGAUCUAGAUGAUGCAUACGAAAAGAUCGACCGCCUGGAGAACCUGAUCACCAGAGGCAAGGCAGUCCUUGCAGAGAAAACGGAAGCAGCCAAAGAGGCUAAUGACAAGGUCAAGGAUCUGGAGGAGGCUGUUGAUGCUUUGAAAUCCAAUGUAGAAACCUUAAAUGCUCAUUUAGAAGCAAAAUCUGACGAAUGUGAGAAGCUGAAAAAGAUGCAAGACAGUUAUAGAACUACGCUUCGUGAGCUAGAAGGGCUCAAGAAAGAAUUGGAAGCCACGCGAAUUGGACGUAAAAAAGACAGAGAAUGCUAUCAAGAAACCAUCAGGGAUUUCAAACUAAAGCUCCGAGACAAGCAGAAUGCAGACACAUCGUUUGUGGAUCAGAGGAUCCCACAGAGGGAAUAUGCACCAAGUGUGGACCAGUUGCGAACAAUUAUCAUGUUUGAGAACGCAUCCAAGUUUCUGGAGCUGAAGAAUUUGAGACAAGAAGUUCAAGAGCAAAAGGGAAAAAUUAGUGAUCUCGAAAAGGAUGCCUCCCAGCUUCAGGCAGAAAUAAAAAAGGUGCAGCUUCUGCUUGAAAAUGAAAGUAUCAAGUCAGAAGUUAUGAAAUCAACAGCCAAUCAGGCAAUCCUGGCCAGGCACAAAGUGGAAGAGGAAUUGGGACAACUGCGCAAACAACUGGGAAAGGGUUCUAAAAACUGCCUAGAGGAGACUCCUGAUGAAAUAAAAAAGCUGCCAGAAAAAGACCAGCUCAUCGACCAGCUGAGCAAGUCACUCGACCGCAGGAACAUCAGAUUGAAUGCUAUGGUCCUGAAGAUAGAGCAGUUUAUAGAAGAGAACCAUGGCCUGCAGAAGUUAGUGGCCCAACAUCAACAACAGGUGGCAGAUCUGUUGAAGGAGAAUUCAGAGCUGAAGGCAUCUGUAGAGAGACUUGAGACCCACCAGCAGACCGUGAAGCAGCAGCAGAGUCAGACCAGCAAUGUGUCAACACAGACAGAGAGCAACCACCUCACACAGCAACCUCAAGCGACGCCGGCAGUCAGUGCUCCUAACUACAUACCUGGAGGAGUUGUGGAAAGCUUCGUCAUUGCUGUCAAAGACCGCGAAAUUCUAGACUUCAAAAGAAAGCUCGAAAAGCAGACGGCAAAAAUCACAGACCUUGAGAAAGAUAAGUCACAACUCCAGACAGAACUCCAAAAACUGCAGCUUAUUUUUGACAGCAAAACAAGGAAAUCAACAGCCAGUCAGACAGUCCUGGACAAGCGCAGAGAUGACGAAGAGUUAGUGAUGCAGAACAUACAGCCCAGAAAGGAGGCCAGGCAGAGUACAGAAGUCACCCCUGUUGAAGUGACAGAUAUGCUGAGAAACCAGCAGGAAGGGAAACCCCAGUCAUUUGACCAGCUAAUGGAGUCAGUCCACGGGAGGUACCGGAAUGUGGAGAAACCAAGACGAAGCUUACAGACGAUAUCAGUUGCAGAGCCUCAGAAUGAAAGCACCAGCUUUUCAAGGUGGAAUGCCAUUCAAGAGAAUGAGAAAAAGCUGAAAGACAAGCAAGCUCAAACGGGAAACCUGUCAGAGAAUUCACAGUUGAAGAAAUCUGACGAGAACACCAACCCAACCUCUCAGAUGUGA